Molecule: messenger RNA, 1545 nt
Organism: Cylindrotheca closterium
Lineage: Eukaryota; Bacillariophyta; Bacillariophyceae; Bacillariales; Bacillariaceae
Source: the annotation of a GenBank genome assembly
AUGUCGGAAGACAAUCAAAAGCAGUCGCCCUGCAGCAUGAGUGAAAUAGGUACGAUUUCAAAAAUUGUUAAAAGCGCCAACGAACAGAAGGACGAAAGCUCUUCGGAAGCAAGCUCGGCAGCACCAGGUGAUGAUAGCAGAGAGAUGCACAAUGAAGACUCGGCUUCGCGACAGCAAAUUGCUUCCGAUGAAGAGUUGUCUUUUGCAAAGGAUGAUGGUCCAGCUUAUGUUGCCGUGCGCGAUACAAAUGAUCAUGAUGGUUGUGACGCUAGCUCGAUGGUCACAUUUGACAGCGAGCGCACAGGCGCUCAUGACAUGCGUCAAGAUCCCAUCGAGAAUAGAAGCCUUGGUGCCAAAAGCAUGAUGAUUGCCACCAGAAGCAUGACCCAUGAGACAAUCCAAGAAGUGCCAGACACUGUUAGAGAUUCAUCCAAGGAACAGAAGGACGGUGGCUAUUCUGAAGCAAGCUCUGCAGCACCAGAUGAUGAUUGCAGAGGGGCGCACAACAAUGAAGACCCAGCUUCACGACAACAAGUUGCUCCAGAUGACGAACUGUCUUUUGGAAUGGAAGGCGGUCGACCAUAUGUGCGACCGUCAAAAGAGGAACAAAUCCGUUUCAAUGAUGAACUGAGUCAACUAUUAAAGGAAACGAGUUCGGGCAUGGGUUGGACGGACCCAGAGGUGGCCAAGAUUUGCAACACAAUGACAAGCCAGAAAUUUGAUGAAGAACAAAGACGUUUAUGGGAUGAACUUGGACACCAAUUGCAGGCAAAGGGCUUGAUGGACUCGGAUGACGCCUUGGAGCAAUACCAACGGGCGCUUGAGAUCCGAGUGAAGGCACUUGGACCAGAACAUCCUGACACUGCUUCAACAUAUAAUAACAUUGGAGUUGUCUUUCAAAAUCAAGGCAAAUACGAGGACGCCUUGGAGCAAUACCAACGGGCGCUGGAGAUCCGAGUGAAGGCACUUGGACCAGAACAUCCUGACACUGCUUCAACAUAUAAUAACAUGGGAAUUGUCUUUCAAAAUCAAGGCAAAUACGAGGACGCCUUGGAGCAAUACCAACGGGCGCUUGAGAUCUACGUGAAGGCACUUGGACCAGAACAUCCUGACACUGCUUCAACAUAUCAUAGCAUGGGAAUUGUCUUUCAAAAUCAAGGCAAAUACGAGGACGCCUUGGAGCAAUACCAACGGGCGCUUGAGAUCCGAGUGAAGGCACUUGGACCAGAACAUCCUGACACUGCUUCAACAUAUCAUAGCAUGGGAAUUGUCUUUCUUAAUCAAGGCAAGUACGAGGACGCCUUGGAGCAAUACCAACGGGCGCUGGAGAUCCGAGUGAAGGCACUUGGACCAGAACAUCCUGACACUACAGUAACAUGUAAAAUGGUUGAAAUGACGUCAGAAGUCAAUCGCUCAUUUUGCAUGAAGUCGCUGUUUUUUUUUGUAAGAAUCUUGGUGAAAUUUCAUAGAGUUGCCAUGAGCUACAAUUCCAAGGCCAAAGUUUUGCUGGCUUCCAUUUUUGGGGAGCUCUCAAGAAGAAAAUGA